Molecule: messenger RNA, 2020 nt
Organism: Momordica charantia (bitter melon)
Lineage: Eukaryota; Viridiplantae; Streptophyta; Magnoliopsida; Cucurbitales; Cucurbitaceae
Product: glutathione-disulfide reductase
Biological process (GO): cell redox homeostasis; cellular response to oxidative stress; glutathione metabolic process
Cellular component (GO): cytosol; mitochondrion
Molecular function (GO): flavin adenine dinucleotide binding; glutathione-disulfide reductase (NADPH) activity; NADP binding
Source: RefSeq, a predicted model, not a curated record
CCGAGGCAUUCCCGGGCACCCACAAAGCAUCUGCCAGAUUCGUCCUCUUCGCAGUCUCCAUCGAUAUCACAGCGUAGUACAUCGUCAUUCCUCUCUUCUCUACCGAAGCCCUAGAAUUCCUCCUCUGCCAGCCAUCAACUUCGCGAAGUUUCAGCUCCAACUAUUCGCCAGCUAUGUCGAGGAAGAUGCUCAUAGACGGGGAACUGAGCCAUCCGGCCGAAGCGAAGGAACAUUACGAGUUUGAUUUGUUCGUUAUUGGAGCAGGAAGUGGUGGUGUUCGUGCGAGUAGAUUUUCAGCUAGUCAUGGAGCGAAGGUUGGCAUCUGUGAACUUCCAUUUCAUCCAAUCAGCACAGAAGUCAUUGGAGGAAUCGGUGGAACGUGUGUCAUUCGUGGCUGUGUUCCCAAAAAGAUUCUAGUGUAUGGGGCAUCUUUUGGUCCUGAGCUUCAGGAUGCUCGAAAUUUUGGUUGGGAAGUGAGUGAGAAAGUGGAUUUUGAUUGGAAGAAACUCUUAAAAAAGAAGACAGAUGAGAUAGUCCGAUUAAAUGGAAUUUACAAGCGUUUACUGUCUAAUGCGGGAGUGAAAAUGUAUGAAGGAGAGGGAAAGGUCGUUGGUCCACAUGAAGUUGAGGUGACACAACUUGAUGGUACCAAAUUAUGCUAUUCAGCAAAGCAUAUACUGAUUGCAACUGGCAGUAGAGCUGUGGUUCCUGAUAUUCCUGGGAAGGAGUUGGGGAUAACAUCUGAUGAGGCGUUGAGUUUGGAGGAGUUCCCUAAGCGUGUUGUGGUGCUUGGAGGAGGGUACAUUGCUGUUGAAUUUGCUUCAAUCUGGAAUGGGAUGGGUGCUAAAGUUGACCUAUGUUACAGAAGGGAACUUCCGUUAAGAGGUUUUGACGAUGAAAUGAGAGCAGUGGUUGCAAGGAACCUGGAAGGCAGAGGAAUUAAUUUGCAUCCAAGAACAAAUCUGAAAGAAUUGAUUAAAACAGAGAGCGGCAUAAAAGUUAUCACAGAUCAUGGUGAGGAGUUGGUUGCUGAUGCUGUGUUGUUUGCAACUGGUCGCGCUCCUAAUUCGAAAAGAUUAAAUUUGAAAGCAGCGGGUGUGGAAGUUGAUAAACAUGGUGCUGUGAAGGUUGACGAUCAUUCACGCACAAGUGUACCUAGUAUAUGGGCUGUUGGAGAUGUUACUAAUCGAAUGAAUCUUACACCCGUGGCUUUAAUGGAGGGAUCGUACUUUGCACAAACUGUGUUUGGUGGUGAGCCUAGCAAACCAGACUACAAUAAUGUACCCUAUGCUGUAUUCUGCAUACCUCCUCUCUCUGUUGUGGGCCUAAGUGAAGAACAAGCUGUAGAGCAAGCAAAGGGUGAUAUUCUGGUCUAUACAUCUUCGUUCAAUCCAAUGAAGAAUACAAUCUCUGGGCGACAAGAGAAGACGGUGAUGAAACUUGUGGUGGAUGCUGACACACACAAGGUCCUCGGCGCAUCCAUGUGUGGACCCGAUGCUCCUGAAAUUAUGCAGGGGAUCGCUGUCGCCCUAAAAUGUGGAGCAACCAAGGAACAAUUUGACAGCACUGUCGGAAUACACCCAUCUGCUGCAGAGGAGUUCGUAACGAUGCGAACUGUAACCAGGCGAAUUGAAGUGGGUAGUAUAUUGAAAACAAAUCUGUAAAACCCAAGCACUUUUUUUACAUCAGGAGGGGCCUUGUAACUUUGGAAGAUGGCAUCUCAUCUCCAUGGUAAGGAUAUGAAUUUGGUUUUGUUACUAUGCAUCAAAGGUUACGGGGUAUAAAUGAAACAAAAUGUUUUUUUUUUCUUUUUAAUAAUUAUUAUCAUUACUUUUUUUUUUUGUUGGAAUAAGGAGUGCUAUAGCCAAUAGGUUUCAAUUCAAUGUUUGCGGGGAUGUGCAUUAUUCAUGAUGUGGGCUUACUGAAUAUGAGUUGGGUAAUAUCAUGCGAUUAUUCUGUAAUUUCUACUGGAUUCCUUCUAUUUUUAUUGAGUGUCUAAGAAUUUUUUUUUUCCCGCUAA